Molossus molossus (Pallas's mastiff bat) is the source of this 4817-nucleotide messenger RNA. RefSeq names its product protein kinase cAMP-dependent type II regulatory subunit alpha (gene PRKAR2A). NCBI's taxonomy places the organism in Eukaryota, Metazoa, Chordata, Mammalia, Chiroptera, Molossidae. The record is from RefSeq and is a predicted model, not a curated record. The transcript has 11 exons. The coding region runs from base 199 to 1398 and encodes 399 amino acids.
CCGGCCGUCCUAGCAGCGUAGGGUUGUGUGGCCCGGAAACGCAGAGCCGGCCAAAGGACAGUACGGCGCGAAGGAGGCCCGACCGCGGUCGCGCGUGAGGAGACCUCGCGGGCGCGGGGCGUGAGGCCGGCGUGAGGGAGCGCGGAGGCAGUGGCCGCUGGCGGCCAGGACCCGCCUGUCUUCGCGGUCGCCGCCGGCAUGAGCAACAUCCAGAUCCCGCCGGGGCUCACGGAGCUGCUGCAGGGCUACACGGUGGAGGUGCUGCGGCGGCGGCCGCCUGAUCUCGUCGAGUUCGCGGUAGACUACUUCACCCGCCUGCGCGAGGCCCGCGCCCAAGCCGCCAGCCCGCCCGCCGCCCCUCCUUCCGGCUCCCAGGAUCGAGAGCCCGGCCCUGGCCUUGUCGCCGACGCGGACAGCGAGACCGAGGACGAAGAGGACCUGGACGUUCCAAUUCCUAGUAGAUUUGAUCGGCGAGUAUCAGUUUGUGCUGAGUCCUAUAACCCUGAUGAGGAAGAGGAAGAUACUGAUCCAAGGGUGAUUCAUCCCAAAACUGAUGAACAGAGAUGUAGACUUCAGGAAGCUUGCAAAGAUAUUCUCCUUUUCAAAAAUCUUGAUCAGGAACAACUUUCUGAGGUUCUCGAUGCCAUGUUUGAAAGGAUAGUCAAAGUUGAUGAGCAUGUUAUUGACCAAGGAGAUGAUGGAGACAACUUUUAUGUCAUAGAAUGGGGAACUUAUGACAUUUUAGUAACAAAAGAUAAUCAGACCCGCUGUGUUGGUCAAUAUGACAGCCGUGGAAGUUUUGGAGAACUAGCUCUGAUGUACAACACUCCAAGAGCUGCUACCAUUGUUGCUACUUCAGAAGGCUCCCUUUGGGGACUGGACCGUAUGACUUUCAGAAGAAUCAUAGUGAAAAACAAUGCAAAAAAGCGGAAGAUGUUUGAAUCAUUUAUUGAAUCUGUGCCCCUCCUUAAAUCACUAGAGGUGUCAGAACGAAUGAAGAUUGUGGAUGUAAUAGCAGAGAAGAGCUAUAAGGAUGGAGAGCGCAUAAUCACUCAGGGUGAAAAAGCUGAUUGCUUUUACAUUAUAGAGUCCGGUGAAGUGAGCAUCUUGAUUAAAAGCAAGACUAAAACAAACAAGGAUGAUGGGAACCAGGAGGUCGAGAUUGCCCGCUGCCAUAAGGGGCAAUACUUUGGAGAGCUUGCACUGGUGACCAACAAACCCAGAGCUGCUUCUGCUUAUGCUGUGGGAGAUGUCAAGUGCUUAGUAAUGGAUGUACAAGCAUUUGAGAGGCUUCUGGGGCCCUGCAUGGACAUCAUGAAGAGGAACAUCUCACACUACGAGGAACAGCUGGUGAAGAUGUUUGGCUCCAGCUUGGAUCUGAUCGAUCCUGGGCAGUAGGUGUGCCACACCCCAGAGUUUUCUCAGUGUGACACCAAAACCUUAUGGUCAGCCACAGAGCACACACAGAAAGCAGACACGACAGAACUGUUCCUGCUGUUGCUACCACAGCUGCCAUUGCUAUGGCCAUGGGCAUUUAGAAAACUUGAAAGUCAGCACUAAAGGAUGGGUAGCGGUUCAACACGCACCUCCAUUUUGAUUCUGAAAGCCCAUUAUUAGAUUACUUGUAAUGAUUAUUUCAACCCAGUUUCACAUCUUUGGUUCAAAAUGGCAUGUCUCUCCAACAAUUUAAGUGCCUGAUACAAAGUCCAAAGUGUAAACAUCUUCCUUUCCUCUCCUGCUGCUACUAUUGCUUUCAGAAGUUACCACAGGUCUGCAAGCCUGUUGUAUAACUGUAGACACCCUUCCCCCCACCUUUUUCAAGGGAGGAAACACUGUAGCCUUUGAUCUACUCAUUUGUCCUUUGAGUAAGUCCACAUUUGUUCACAGUUGCAGCCUUUGGGUUGACAGUGGAAAAUGGUGGCAGAUAUGAUGGAGGUUUGUGGUCCUAUGGCAUUGUACUGUCUGCUAAAAGCUGCACACAUGACAGCUGUCUCCAAACUCACAGUGAUGCUUAGGGGAUGGCCCUGCCCAGGACCCAGUAGGUCAGCACCCCAGUGCACACUAAUCAAUCAUUAGGACCCAUGUUAGAGCAGAAAAUGUGGGUUUGGUACAUUCUUCAAGUAGCAGAGAGGGAAAGUUUUCUGGGUUGGGGUUUUUGUUUUGUUUUAGUAGAUUUUGUUUUGUUUAAUCUCUGUGCAAUUUGCGUGAAUAAAUUGCUGUCCAUUUAUAAGGAGCCAGGGUCUAGAGGUGCCAUCACUUUAUCUGACCCAAAUACUUUCCUGGAUAAUAACCGUCAUCCCUUGUUUCCAGUUGCCUCUACUGGCUAAUGGCAAUGUGUUGGCAAGAGGUUAUACUACAAAGAGAGCCUUUUCCUUCUACUCCAGAUUUAUCACAUAGCUUUGCUGUUGAACCAUCAAUUUUUAAACUCUUCAAAGACAAAGCAGCUAUUUUUUUUUUAAGAAAACACUUCUCUACUUAAGAUUCUCCUUGGAUAUAUUCAUGUACAUAUAUAUAUCCGUUUGUCAGCUGACUCAGGCAUUUAUCCUAAAGAUCAACUCUUUUUGUUAGUUUUAAAAAAUUGGCAUCAUUUACAAUUUUAUAGAAUUAAUGCGAAGACCUUUCUAAUUAAGAUGUUAGGAUAUUUGGUGUUCCCAUUGUUAAUCCCAAAGGAAAGUAAUUUAGCUUUUAUUUUAAAACUUUUUUAACCUUUCAAUUAUAUCAGGUAGAAUUCUGAUGAAUUAUCCUAAUUAACUAGAUAUAUUUCAGAAUGAAACUUUUUCUUCAGAAUGACUUAAAAUCAGAUGUUACAAGUAAUCUUAAGAGCAGUGUGAAAUUUGCACUGUAGCCAAGUUUAUAUUAAACGCAGAGGUCCUUUUUGUAUUUGGGGUGGAAUAGAGGUUGAGUCUUACUAUUUUUCCAAUUGGAUAUCUUGUUCUUCUAUCACCAUCCAUUAAAAAUGCUUUCCUUGCCCCUCAUUGGGAAAAAAAAAUCAAGAGGUCUUUUCCAAUAUGAUUUUUUAAAAACUUGUAUAGCUCAAUAAAUUCCUAAGAGAUUACAUGCUAGGGCUUGAGUCAUUCCUACUGUGGAUAAUGAUGGAACCCACAAGGUCACCUUUCAUUGUUCACAUAAGCCAUUCUCUCUAUUUUUUGCCACAGUGUGGUCAGGAGAUUUCCAGAGUGGUGACUCACCACAACCUUGGUCAAUUCUCCCUUUUUCUUGUGCUCCAUGAAGUAAAAGCAGCAGGACUCUUUUCAAACUGCCCUAGUAGCCUGCAUUGCAGCCCUCAGAAUUGUGAAAGGUUGUAACUAAUACUCCAAAACAGGCAGCUAGCACUGGGAAAGCCCAUAUUUUUCCCAUGAUUUUUCAAGGUUAGUCUUUUCUAUGGUGUUGCUUUAUUAUCAAACAAGAAGAAAACAGAUCUUGCAUUUUAGCUGACAAGAACCACAACAGUUUCUUACAAAGGUAACAGAUACAUUGGAUUUCAGGAGUGACACAGAGGCUAGCCCCAGACUAUGUGAGGACUCUAUUUAAACACGGAGCAGAUACCUCCUUUGCACCCCCUCUCCCUUCAUGCCAGCAUUAGUUAGGGCUGGCUAUGACCUCCGUGCCAGAGUCACUCCUGUAGGCUGCUGGGGAUGGGCCUUUUCGUCCUGCCCUCUUGCACAUCCCAGUUUAGUCUUCCCCUUCACAGAAGCCUCUUUAACACCCCCAACUCACUGAUGAUUGGUGUUUCACAGAGUGGAAUUCAUGAGGUUUAAAUCGUCCUGCUCUAGUUACAGAUUGACAUAUGGAUCAUCAGUCUAGCCCCUCACUGCAUAAAGGGCCCUGUGAGGGUUUGGCUUGAAGGAAGGAGAUGUUAAAAGGACCAGUGUGAGUGAAAUAGGACAUAGCCAUUACCAAGGUACCAGGAGUCUGACAGUGUUCCAAUUCUCUAUGCCACAUGAGGAAUCAAAAGUAGUAGACAAAUUCAACUCAGGGCUCUGGUGUCCACAUUGUGCCAGGCAAGCCCUGCACUGAUGGAUGAGCCUCACGGGGCAGAGUGUGUGUUGGGAAGUAAUCUCUUUGUUAAUCUUUGUUAAUUGAUUUUGAGUGGUGAAGAAUGUUCUGAGAGUCUCGAGGUCCAACUUGCAGUAGUAUCCUUCCUUCUGGCCCCAGUGUAUCACAUCCACUCUCUUUUGGUUGUAUUCUCAAAGGAAGGAUUCAUGUGUUCUGACCUCUUAAUCAAUAGUCCUUAUAUAUAAUUGUGUUAUAUAUAAUUGCUACAGAUUCUCAGAAAUCUAGGGUGGAGGUUUUCUUUGAGCAGUUUAAUGAGUGAAUUUGGCAGCGGAGUGGCAAGAAAUGGUUCUCCAACCCAGGAGAGGUUGUGUUCAUCCUCUUGUCCCCCAUAUUCUCGCCCACAAUGGCAGAGUAGUCAGUGAGUGGUGCCACUGGUGCCCAGCAGCAUCCUAGGCACACAGCAUUUCCAUGUUGUGUCAAGUAUACAAACAAUCCUCUCUCGUUUAGAAAAAUUGAAAGAGCAUUUUUGCACAGAGAAAAAGAAAAUAGACCCAUGAAUGUCAUCUUUUAUCUUUUGUUUUCAGUUGACUGAUGUUGGAAUUUUUGUUCUUGACAUGCUCUUGUAAACCAAUCUUGCCAAGAUACAAGUUGUUUUGGUUUUUCACUACAAUUACCUCUUGUUCCUCCUGUCUUGACUGCUGACGUUCCUCAAUGAUUCUAAUGUCUAUUUUAUGGGAAGCAGCCUUCCCAUGAGUUUCCUUUUACACACUGCAGGGCUAUCUUUAUACUUAAAAAAAAAAAAUUUUUUUUUUUUUUUUUUU